AUGAAAUUGAAGGUAGCAGAGGCAGAAGAAGCUGUUUAUAAAGGUACAGAGUCAGAUGUCAAGGUCAAAGGAAAGACUGAUCCUUUAGGACAGGACAAGACUGAAGAAUAUUGUAAUCUUGAACCUUCCAGGGACAAUUCGACGAUGCCGGCCAAGACAAAACUGACACCAACUUGUGACAAUUCUUCAACCAGUAAAAGUGAUAAGAUGAUUGGUAAGAUGCAUUCUGACAUUUUCCAUCACUUACAGCAAGGACAGAAACAACAUCAGCAGCUGUUGGAAGCUAUCACCAUUUCCACUGCCAACAUUGUGUCCUUUGAUGGUAACCCUUUGAAUUUUUAUGAAUUCAUGCGAUCGUUUGACAGCGUCAUUGGUAGUUCUUCAUUGGACAAUAACACCAAGCUACUUAAGUUAUAUCAUCUUUGUAGUGGAGCUGCCAAAGACAUCAUCCAUUGUUGUCUAAUGAUGCAUCCAGAUGAUGGAUACUUACAUGCAAGGACGCUACUGACUGAUCGAUUUGGAAAUGCCUUCAAGAUAUGUGAUGCCUGGAUCAAGAAGAUCACAGAAGGACCUGUCAUACAAAAUGAUCCAAAACAGCUGAGCGAUUUCGCUGAUCAGCUUAAGCGGUGA
This is a messenger RNA of Lytechinus pictus (painted urchin), 630 nucleotides long. RefSeq lists its product as uncharacterized. Bases 1 to 630 code for a protein of 209 amino acids. NCBI's taxonomy places the organism in Eukaryota, Metazoa, Echinodermata, Echinoidea, Temnopleuroida, Toxopneustidae. The record is from RefSeq and is a predicted model, not a curated record. The transcript has a single exon.